Dimorphilus gyrociliatus is the source of this 1810-nucleotide messenger RNA. The record is from the annotation of a GenBank genome assembly. NCBI's taxonomy places the organism in Eukaryota, Metazoa, Annelida, Polychaeta, Dinophilidae.
GAUGCCAAUUUUUUUAAGACUACAAAAUUUGUCAUGGAAUGCCACUGCUUUGGAUAUCAGAAAGUUUUUUCAUGGUCUGUCUAUACCAGAGGCUGGCGUUCAUAUUGUAGGCGGAAAAGACGCUGUCGCUUUCAUAGCUUUCUCAACUGAUGAUGAUGCCAGAAUAGCCAUGAAAAAGGAUGGCUAUAUGAUAUGUGAUUCUCGAAUUAGACUUAUGUUAUCGUCAAAAGCUGAAAUGCAAAAAGUUAUUACUAGAGAACGAACACAAGUUGUUGCUGAUGAUCAAGAGACCAUACCCGUAAUGAGAAAUACGGGAGAUAAAAGAAUACCCCAAAUAAUCUAUGAUCCUCCGAGACGAGUAGUUAAUCAGAAAAAGUCUUCGUAUCGAGAGAGUAACAGUAGCAUUCCAAAGCAUAUCUCGAAAAAUCGUUCAUUCAAAACAGUAUUUAAUGGCAUAUUAAGUGAUUGCAAACAUUUCCCAGAUUCUUGGGAGUCAAGACAGUUGGAAAAAAGUGCUUAUUAUAGCAAAGAUCAAGACUCUCCAGUAGACAGGAGAAACGUUAGUCCAGUGGAACUUUCAUAUCAGACAGGUGAAGAGAGCUAUUACUCACGUAAGAGACAGUCGCAUUAUUUACAAGAUUACGAGACCAGCUCACAAAAAAAUUAUGCUUUUGAUCAUGAUCCAUCCAGGAAAAGGUGGAGGGAAACAUCCGAUUCAUUAUGGAUGGAUCCAUAUGAUGAUGUAGCCUCGUAUGUCAGAAUGAGUAGAUUUAUCCCCGAAGUGAAUAUUUUCGAAAUUCAAAAUUUUUUUAUGGAUAUUGGUAUACGUUUGCAUAAAGAAAAUAUUAAAAUGUUGAGCGAUGAGUGGGGUAAUCCGAUAGGGGAAUGUCUAAUAGAGUUCCCAAAUAAGAAGCUUAGCUUUAAAGCUGUUGAAUAUUCUGGCUGUUAUUUUGGAAAGGAUAAGGUGAAGAUAUCCUUUUCAGACUAUUCAUAUUUUAAACAUGCUGUAGAGUACGAUACAAAUUACUAUUGUGGUGAUAGGGGUAGUUCAGAAUCGCAAUUUGAAACUUACGAACAAGAGAAGGAAGAACACGAAGAAGUGGAUGGUAGGUAUGCAAAACAUUGGCAUUAUCAUGACGAUUAUGAAGAAGAAAAGAGCAGUGAGGAUGUAUUUGAGGAGAUAAAAGAUAAGAUAAUAAUGAUUAAAGAUGCUCCUUAUAAAUGCCUUAAUAGACCAGAUAUUUAUAAGUUAUUUCCGAAAGCAAGAUUGAAACAAAUCUAUUUUGAAUAUGAUGGAUUCGGUAAAGUAAAUGGAAAUAUAUAUGUUGAAUUUGAAAAUUACUAUAAUUAUAUAGAUGCACUAAAGAGAAAUAAUUACUUGUUGAAAAAUAAGCCUAUUAAAUUGAUUUCAAUUUCAAACGAAGAGAUUGUAUCACGUAUCCAAACUCAUCAAGAACUAAUAAAGAAGCAAAAGAAAGCAAAAUAUGCAAUUGGACCUUAUAAGGAGUUUUGUAGAACCCCUACACGUAUUGAGCAUGUUGAACCAACAUCCGACAAUGUAACUCGUAUAAAAGUAAUAGAUGUAUCACAAGAAGCCUCUUUAAGAGAUCUAAUCAAAUUUGCUAUGUGUCAUAGUCCAAUAGAGCAAUUUUCGACAAUGAUUGAAAAGAGAACAUCGAAUGAUAUAUAUCUAGCAUUUGCAACAAAAUCCGAAGCAGUGAACUUUAUUCAAGAUUUUAAAGGAAAGAAGUUAUUUUUUGGAAAAUUAAUUGAUUGCAAUCUAGUUAUAAAUGACAAUAAAGAAGACUGA